UACCUUUAAGACGUAGCUACUGAAAUCGUCAUAUCCAUGCGCCCAUUCCAUAACAGCGAGUAUUAAAAAAGAAAUAAGCAUGUGGAAAUGUGUGAUACGAAAUUAACUUUUUAUGUAGCUGAUUGUUGUAAAAGCGGUAAAGACUUGGUAAUAGUUUGUGGUAAUUAUUCCGGUGCAUAAAAUGUAUCGUGUUAUCUGUUCUAAGUGGUUUAUCUCCGGCGUGUCCUUGACUGUGGGAGCGGCUAUUGGUGCGUCUCUGAAUGGAGAUUCGACGAAUAGAUGCAUAAAUCCGAGCCAUGGAUUACUCAAUCGAGUACCCGUUAUUCCUAUUCCAAGUGUGGACGCAGCAACCGACCUUACCACGUACCAAGGAGGCGGUCAAAUGGUAGGGUCCCGAUCAACAGCUGCAAUGAAGUACGGCUUCCCAUCUCUCGCCAAUAUCAAGACGAGGGAGUCCUACGUGACAUCUUAUGAUCCCAGAAACAGGACCGCUGCAUGGGUUAUAGAGCAACUCAGUCCUGAUGGCUUGACUGGACCUUCAGAUAGGAAAUUGUGCGACUUUAAAGAGGAUGAUACGGUGCACGUAUACCACAGGGCUACCAAUGCAGACUACAGAGGCAGUGGAUUUGACAGGGGGCAUUUGGCAGCAGCUGCCAAUCACAAAUGGAAUCAAAAGGCAAUGGAUGACACGUUCUAUCUCAGUAAUGUCUCACCACAGAACCCAAAUUUAAAUCAAAAUGCAUGGAACAACUUGGAGCAGUACUGCCGUUCACUUACCAAGCACUACAUGAAUGUGUUUGUGUGCACUGGACCACUUUAUCUGCCCAGACAGGAACCAGAUGGGAAAAUGUAUGUGAAGUACCAGGUGAUGGGGAGGAACCAUGUGGCGGUCCCCACCCAUUUCUUCAAGGUGGUGAUCCUGGAGAAGCAGAGGGGAGAGGUGGAGCUGCGCUCGUAUGUGAUGCCCAACACACCUGUGGAUAACAAGAUUCCUCUGGAGCGCUUCCUGGUACCCAUCGAGAGCAUUGAGAGAGCCUCAGGACUGCUCUUUGUACCCAACAUUAUGAAGAGGACAAACAGUCUGUUGGCUAUCACUGCUGGAGGCAAAUGAGUCUGGUCAGCUCUGUGUAGUGUGGUGGGUCUGGUUCAUUAGGGCACACUGUAGCAAAACAUUUUUUAGAAUUGAAAACAAACAUUUUCAUUGGACAGUACUGACCCGGUUCACUCUAUUUUUAAGAGUUUUCUUCCAUUUUUGUCUGCUGAACACAACCUUGGUCAUUCAGCUCUGUGUAGUGUGGUGACCAUCCUCAGUAAGGAUGUACAUGUAACUGCACCAAACCCAUCUGCUUUGUCAAUGUAGUGCUUAUCUUGCAUUGAAUUCAACAAAAAGGGAAACAAUCCAAUUAUUGUCCAGUAGGAUGUGAUGCAAAUAAAUAUUUAGGAGCAUUAGACUA
This is a messenger RNA of Salvelinus fontinalis (brook trout), 1454 nucleotides long. It is a transcript of the gene endog, whose product is annotated as endonuclease G. The record is from RefSeq and is a predicted model, not a curated record. Gene Ontology annotation, biological process: apoptotic DNA fragmentation. The transcript has 3 exons. Bases 182 to 1111 code for a protein of 309 amino acids. Gene Ontology annotation, cellular component: mitochondrial inner membrane; nucleus. Gene Ontology annotation, molecular function: single-stranded DNA endonuclease activity; nucleic acid binding; metal ion binding. Lineage: Eukaryota; Metazoa; Chordata; Actinopteri; Salmoniformes; Salmonidae.